Molecule: messenger RNA, 3822 nt
Organism: Mesorhabditis spiculigera
Lineage: Eukaryota; Metazoa; Nematoda; Chromadorea; Rhabditida; Rhabditidae
Source: the annotation of a GenBank genome assembly
AUGGGAGUGCGAACCCCUGGAACCAAGGGAGAAAAAGGUCUUCCUGGACCGCCUGGACCACCAGGUCAAUCCGGUGUCUGGCCCGAAAUCAAGCAGCCUCCAGAGAUCGAAGUCCUCCAAGGACCCCAAGGAACGCUAGGUCCCAAGGGAGAAAAGGGACGCAAUGGACCGGUCGGACAGCCCGGUUAUCCGGGACGCGAGGGAGAAGGUGGAUUCCCCGGCCUAAAGGGCGAUAAGGGCGACCAUGGAGACUUCGGAGAACGAGGAAAACGUGGUAAAGACGGCAACACAGGACUUCACGGAGAGAAGGGUUCCCAAGGAGAACAAGGUCUCGGUGGACUACCUGGCAUGCCUGGACACAAGGGUGAAGCCGGUGAGCCUGGAUAUGAUGGACGACCUGGAGAGGAAGGAGAUUGUGGACCGGAAGGACCGAUUGGUAUUGGAAAGGGAUCACCUGGACCUCGUGGAUCUCAAGGAUACGAUGGUGGCCCGGGAGGAAUGGGUUUGCCCGGAAAGGACGGACUCCCCGGAACUGGUGGAUGGAGAGGAUCGGGUGAACGUGGUACCGAUGGAUACCCCGGUCUCAUUGGAGCCCCCGGAAUGCCCGGUGAAGAUGGUGACUGCGGCCUGCCCGGAGAAGAUGGACCCCCUGGUUUUGACAUUCAGGGCCCACCUGGUAGUGAUGGCCAGUCUGGCCGCGAUGGAUAUCCGGGAAUCCCCGGUACCGUUGGAGACCCCGGCUACUCUGGAGAAAAGGGUUUCCCCGGCACUGGUGUCAACAAAGGCGCAUUGGUAUUGAUGCCGCCCCGGGUGCCCCUGGUGCUGCUGGAGAAAGGGGAGAUGACUGUGGCUAUUGCCCUGAUGGACUCCCUGGGCUUCCGGGAGAUUCUGGAGCCCCUGGACAUGAUGGUUUCGCUGGACCACCCGGUCAAUAUGGUGAUGAGGGUGAUUGCGGAGAGCCUGGGCUUCCUGGAAAGAAUGGCCAGCCGGGGUCUGAUGGAUUACCCGGACUUGAGGGACCACCUGGAUUGCCUGGAUACCCUGGACCAAAGGGAGAAAUGGGUGACAUCAUCGGUCCCAUCGAGAAUCCACCGGGUGUCAGCGGUCUUAAGGGAGAACGAGGUUUGCCUGGACUGCCCGGUAUUGCCGGUCUACCUGGAAUGGGUGGUCCUCCCGGAGCUCCUGGACCUGAUGGCCCGCCCGGUUUCCCUGGCGAGCAAGGUCUGGUCGGCAUCGAUGGCAAGAAGGGUCGUGAUGGAAAUCUCGGUAUCCCAGGGCUGCCCGGUCCACCAGGCGACAACUUCCCUGGAACCCCUGGAGGCCCAGGGUACCGCGGAGCCAAGGGAGAAGCCGGUUUCCCCGGUAUGCCUGGACAGCCGGGUCUACGUGGUCUGGAUGCCCCUCUUGAGGACCAACAAAUUGGAGCCCCCGGCCGUCCUGGCACUGAUGGAAUCCCUGGAGAAGAAGGAGACUGCGGAGAGGAGGGUCUUCCUGGAUACCCGGGUCAACCUGGAACUCCUGGUCAAGCCGGAUACCCAGGAGAGCGCGGAGCUGAUGGCCUCCCCGGUUUCCCGGGUCUGCACGGAGAGCCUGGUUUCCGUGGACAGCAGGGUGAUGUUGGGCUUAAUGGCCUGGAUGGUGACUGCGGUGAGGAAGGCGAAGCCGGUCUGCCGGGACUUCCAGGGGCUGCUGGACGACCCGGAGAACCUGGUUACGGUCUUCCCGGCACUGCUGGAUACCCUGGAACCGCUGGAGAACGAGGCUUUGACGGACUGCCUGGAAUCCCUGGACCUCAAGGCAAAGAUGGACAGCCCGGACUCCCAGGUCACGCUGGAGAGCGAGGACUGGAUGGAUAUCCCGGAGCAACGGGCACUCCUGGUCUCCCUGGAGAGCUUGGCGUCCCUGGCUUCCCCGGCACUCCCGGACGCCAAGGAGCAAUCGGAUGUCCUGGUCAACCAGGUCAACCCGGCCUCCGCGGCGAAAGCGGCUUCCCUGGUCAGCCUGGCCUUCCUGGAGAAGAAGGAGAAUGCGGCGAAGAAGGCCCAGCUGGACCUCCCGGCCUACGUGGAGAGCAUGGCUCGCCUGGACUACCUGGUGCCGAUGGAUAUCCUGGAGAAGAAGGAGAAUGCGGCCUCGAGGGAACUCCUGGUUUCCCGGGAGAGCUCGGCUCCGACGGGCGAAUGUGGAGAUGAAGGAGAAGUGGGCGCUUCCUACCCUGGUCAACCAGGAUUGCCCGGUUUGGAAGGUGAUGCCGGUUAUGAUGGUCGUGAUGGACUUCCUGGACCGCCCGGUUACCCGGGUAUGACUGGACAGCCUGGAACACGAGGCGAGAAUGGAGACGCUGGACUUCCUGGCGGCCCUGGCCGUCCCGGAGCUCCUGGACUCCCCGGAAUUGAAGGAGACUGCGGUGAUGAUGGUAUUCCAGGAUAUCCUGGACCUCGUGGCCCUGAUGGACGAAGUGGACUCCCCGGCGAGCCUGGCUACCGUGGUAUUCCUGGCGACAACGGCCAGCCUGGAUUCCCUGGACGACCUGGUCUUCCUGGUCUGAAGGGCGAAAACGGCUUGCCUGGGCUGCCUGGUCAUCCUGGUGCGCCUGGUUUGCUUGGAUAUCCGGGCGACUCUGGACAUGCUGGUGUUGAUGGACACCCAGGUGAUAACGGACAGCCAGGUCUUCCUGGUAUUCCUGGCGAGGAGGGCGAAUGUGGUGACGAGGGACAUCCUGGACGCGCUGGAAUGCCCGGCCCACCUGGACCGCGUGGAUUGGUUGGUGACGCCGGACUUCCCGGGCUUCCUGGCCGUGAUGCUACUGGCCCCGCUGGUAGCCCAGGCGAGGCCGGUCUCCCCGGUCGCGAUGGAAAUCCUGGCGUGCCAGGAGAGCCCGGUGAGCGUGGAAAUGAUGGCAUCCCUGGUGCUCCUGGUUUCCCUGGCAUGCACGGAGACCCUGGCCUCCCUGGACAUCCCGGAGAGAGGGGACUGGUUGGACUAAAUGGCAAGGAUGGACGUGAUGGACAGCCCGGCACACCCGGAAUUCCCGGCCAAGACGGACUUCCCGGAGAAGAGGGAGACUGUGGUGAUGACGGAUAUGCGGCCCCGGCGCUCCUGGUCUUCGUGGAGACAAUGGAUUCCCUGGUACCCCUGGCACGCCAGGAGAAGAAGGUGACUGUGGUGAUGACGGUACCAACCUGCCACGAUGGCACUGCACCACUCUGGACUGGUUAUUCUCUCCUGUAUGUGCAAGGAAACGGACGAGCAUCUGGCCAAGAUCUCGGUCAGCCCGGCUCUUGCAUGGCAAAGUUCUCGACGAUGCCGUUCAUGUUCUGCAACUUGAAUAGUGUGUGCCAUGUGUCUUCCCGUUCCGACUAUUCCUUCUGGUUAUCCACUGAAGAGCCGAUGACCCAGAUGAUGAAUCCGGUAACCGGAACCGCUGUGCGUCCGUACAUUUCGCGGUGCGCCGUUUGCGAGAUCCCAACCCAGAUCGUUGCCGUGCAUUCGCAAGACGUGCAUAUUCCUCAAUGCCCGCAAGGAUGGAGCCCAUUGUGGCAAGGAUAUUCCUUUGUCAUGCACACCGCGGCCGGAGCCGAAGGCACCGGACAAUCGCUUCAAUCGCCUGGUUCGUGCCUGGAAGAGUUCCGCGCCGUACCAUUCAUUGAGUGCCAUGGAAGAGGAACCUGCAACUACUACGCUACCAACCACGGCUUCUGGUUAGCCAUUGUGGAACAGAACCAACAGUUCCGGAAACCAAUGUCGCAGACCCUGAAGGCCGGAGGUCUGAAGGAUCGCGUUUCACGGUGCCAGGUGUGCCAGAAAGAUCCACCCCGGUAC